This is a messenger RNA of Sclerotinia sclerotiorum 1980 UF-70, 114 nucleotides long. RefSeq lists its product with no specific name. Lineage: Eukaryota; Fungi; Ascomycota; Leotiomycetes; Helotiales; Sclerotiniaceae. The transcript has a single exon. The record is from RefSeq and is a predicted model, not a curated record. The coding region runs from base 1 to 114 and encodes 37 amino acids.
AUGGAUCUGAUUCAUAAGGGUGCUUACUGCGUGCGUUACGUCUACUCUUCUUCCCCAUCAUUGCUUCUUACUUGCAAGGGGAGGUUAGCAGGGUAUGGAGGGCAAGGAGGAUAG